This is a messenger RNA of Entrophospora sp. SA101, 225 nucleotides long. The record is from the annotation of a GenBank genome assembly. NCBI's taxonomy places the organism in Eukaryota, Fungi, Glomeromycota, Glomeromycetes, Entrophosporales, Entrophosporaceae.
AUGAUUGUUGGUAGUAGUAAUAGCAAAAAUGAUACAGUAGAAGUAGGAAUUGUUGGUGACAUUGGUGGAAUUGAUGAAAAUAGUAGCGAUUCAGUAUUCCAAUCUACAAAACUUUCAGCUAAUGUUGACUUUUGUAAUAUUGAAAAUGAUGAGGAGGCAGCUGGUCUUUUACUUUUGGAUGUUAGAUUUCAUGAUUCAAUAAAUACCAAAUUUGAAAUUGAUUGA